This is a messenger RNA of Anarrhichthys ocellatus (wolf-eel), 2341 nucleotides long. RefSeq names its product chaperonin containing TCP1, subunit 7 (eta) (gene cct7). Gene Ontology annotation, biological process: protein folding. The record is from RefSeq and is a predicted model, not a curated record. The coding region runs from base 60 to 1697 and encodes 545 amino acids. Gene Ontology annotation, molecular function: ATP-dependent protein folding chaperone; ATP hydrolysis activity; ATP binding. NCBI's taxonomy places the organism in Eukaryota, Metazoa, Chordata, Actinopteri, Perciformes, Anarhichadidae. The transcript is spliced from 12 exons.
AUUCGCAAAGCAUUGUGGGAUUGGAUGCUGGUGGAAAGCUUCUCGAAGGAACUGCAAAGAUGAUGAACGCACAGGUGAUCCUGCUGAAGGAAGGGACAGACUCGUCUCAGGGUGUUCCCCAGCUCGUCAGUAACAUCAAUGCCUGCCAGGUGAUCGCCGAGGCGGUCAGGACCACCCUUGGGCCCAGGGGGAUGGACAAACUGAUGGUGGAUGGCAGAGGUAAGGCCACGAUCUCCAAUGAUGGAGCCACCAUCCUGAAACUGCUGGAUGUGAUUCACCCUGCAGCCAAGACCCUGGUGGACAUCGCUCGCUCCCAGGACGCUGAGGUCGGCGACGGCACCACCUCCGUCACUCUCCUGGCUGCGGAGUUCUUGAAGCAGCUUAAGUCGUACGUGGAGGACGGCCUCCACCCCCAGACCAUCAUCAGAGCGUUCCGCACUGCCACCCACCUCGCUGUCAGCAAGAUCAAGGAGAUCGCCGUCUCUGUGAAGAAAGACGACAGGCAAGAGCAGAGGCAGUUGCUGGAGAAGUGUGCCGUCACAGCCCUGAACUCCAAGCUAAUUGCCGGUCAGAAGGAGUUCUUCUCCAAAAUGGUGGUGGACGCUGUCAUGUCUCUGGACGAGCAGCUGUCUCUGAAGAUGAUUGGCAUCAAGAAGGUCCAGGGAGGAGCCCUUGAGGAGUCCCAUUUGGUCGACGGGGUUGCAUUCAAGAAGACCUUCUCCUACGCCGGGUUCGAGAUGCAGCCGAAACGCUACGACAAUCCAAAGAUUGCGCUGCUCAACGUGGAGCUGGAGCUGAAGGCCGAGAAGGAUAACGCUGAGGUCCGCGUGAACUGUGUAGAGGACUACCAGGCCAUUGUGGACGCCGAGUGGAACAUCUUGUACGACAAGCUGGAUAAGAUCCAUAAGUCAGGAGCCAAGGUGGUUCUGUCCAAGUUGCCCAUCGGUGACGUGGCCACCCAGUACUUCGCUGACAGAGACCUGUUCUGUGCUGGCAGGGUGCAGGAGGAGGAUCUGAAGAGGACCAUGAUGGCCUGCGGUGGCUCCAUCCAGACCACAGUGAGUUCCCUGACAGACAACGUCCUGGGACAGUGUGAACUCUUCGAGGAGGUCCAGGUUGGAGGAGAGAGGUAUAACUUCUUCAAGGGCUGUCCGAAGGCGAAGACGUGCACCAUCAUCCUGAGGGGCGGAGCCGAGCAGUUCACGGAGGAGACGGAGCGAUCUCUGCACGACGCCAUCAUGAUCGUACGCAGAGCCAUCAAGAAUGACUCCAUUGUGGCGGGUGGAGGAGCCAUAGAGAUGGAGCUGUCCAAGUACCUGCGGGAUUAUUCCAGGACCAUCCCCGGGAAACAGCAGCUGCUGAUCGGAGUGUACGCCAAGGCCCUGGAGAUCAUCCCCCGACAGCUGUGUGACAAUGCCGGCUUUGACGCCACCAACAUCCUGAAUAAGCUGCGCGCCAAACACGCACAGGGCGGUAUGUGGUACGGCGUGGAUAUCAACAAUGAGGACAUCGCGGACAACUUCGCCGCCUGCGUGUGGGAGCCGUCCAUCGUGAGGAUCAACGCUCUGACGGCGGCGUCCGAGGCCGCCUGCCUCAUCCUGUCGGUGGACGAGACGAUCAAGAACCCGCGCAGCAGCAUGGACGGACCUCCCGGAGGAGGCCGAGGCAGAGGCCGCGGGAGACCCCACGCUCACUAAGAGACGCACGAGCAGAACCUCAUUUUGAACUGGCAUUAAAACCCAAAUGCAGAUAGAGGAGUUUGUCUUCGGCACAGUUUAGGUUACAUUUACACAUAGAUGCAAAGAUGGUGUUGAAUGUAGCUCGGCAUGUUUGACCUGCAUAUGGAUUUGAAUUCUAGAUAAAAUUGGGUGACGUAAACAGUCAGACACAUUGCAAAUGGCAAGUAGAGUGAAACAGAUAGAAGGGGGAAAUGAGACUUGGUCAAAGGUGGCAGACAUUUCUUGUGUUUUCUUUGUCACUUAUGUUUUUCUUACUUAAACAGACCUUAUCAAGUGAAAGCUUAACAUUUCAAGACUUGCAUCUUUAUAUGUGUCGCCAAUUUACUGAGAAAUGAUAUUGAAAUACAAGAACAGAACUAGUCCCCUCUCUGGUUUUGAACUAAACGCACUCCUGUACCCUCCGAGUUCGCUGCUCUUCUCUGACCUGAAGCAGCUGUUCCAUCAUUUCUGAUCUGGUUUUGUGUUAUGUGACAAACUGAUGUGUAACAUGGGAAGUAAAGCACUGAUAGGAUGUCGAGCCGUUCGUACCAUUCAUUGUUUUGGCUGUGUGAAACUAUUUAUUGCACCAUUAUCAAUAAAUUCACAGCUGAAAUCACACUGUU